This is a messenger RNA of Mesoplodon densirostris (Blainville's beaked whale), 1744 nucleotides long. RefSeq names its product ring finger protein 166 (gene RNF166). The coding region runs from base 51 to 809 and encodes 252 amino acids. Gene Ontology annotation, molecular function: ubiquitin protein ligase activity. The record is from RefSeq and is a predicted model, not a curated record. Lineage: Eukaryota; Metazoa; Chordata; Mammalia; Artiodactyla; Ziphiidae. Gene Ontology annotation, biological process: ubiquitin-dependent protein catabolic process; protein polyubiquitination. The transcript is spliced from 6 exons.
CGGGCCUGGCCGGGACAGGGGCGGCGGCGGCGGCGGGCCGGGCCCCGGGGAUGGCGAUGUUCCGCAGCCUGGUGGCCUCGGCUCAGCAGCGGCAGCCGCCGAGCGGGCCCGCGGGCGGCGACAGCGGCCUGGAGGCGCAGUACAGCUGCCCCAUCUGCCUGGAAGUCUACCAUCGGCCCGUAGCCAUCGGCAGCUGCGGACACACGUUCUGUGGGGAAUGCCUCCAGCCGUGCCUGCAGGUGCCGUCCCCCCUGUGCCCACUGUGCCGCCUGCCCUUUGACCCCAAGAAAGUGGACAAGGCCGCCCACGUGGAGAAGCAGCUUUCAUCCUACAAGGCGCCCUGCCGGGGCUGCACUAAGAAGAGGCCCAGCCCCGCUGCCUGGCCCCGCCCCUCCUCUCCUCCCCAGGUGACGCUGGCCAAGAUGAGGGUGCACGUCGCCUCCUGUGUGAGGGUCCAGGAGCAGAUGGCCCACUGUCCCAAGUUCGUCCCUGUGGUGCCCACGUCCCAGCCCAUCCCCAGCGCCGUCCCCAACAGGUCCACCUUCGCCUGCCCUUACUGUGGUGCCCGCAACCUGGACCAGCAGGAGCUGGUGAAGCACUGCGUGGACAACCACCGCAGCGACCCCAACCGCGUGGUGUGUCCCAUCUGCUCGGCCAUGCCCUGGGGCGACCCAAGCUACAAGAGCGCCAACUUCCUGCAGCACCUGCUGCACCGGCACAAGUUCUCCUACGACACCUUCGUGGACUACAGCAUCGAUGAGGAGGCCGCCUUCCAGGCCGCCCUGGCCCUCUCUCUCUCCGAGAACUGAAGGCGCAGCCACUGGCCCAGCCCUCCCGCCUCAAGGGAUAGGCCCUGCCAGCUCCUGUGGCCCAGGCCUGCCUGGGAAGGCGCCUUGAGGGCCAGGUGGAGCCUCACUGCUGCAGGAGGAGAGGCCGCGUCCCCCGUCGUCACCGGCUCUUCGGUGCUUCGGGCUGAGCAGGUGGCCUCGGGGGGCCGGCCACUGGGACGGAAUGUGGCCACUGUCUGUGUCUCAAAGCCAUGAUGUCCUCCCUGCAGAGAGGACCCUUCAGGCCCUGCCGCGUCCACAGGCCCCGGCACUGAGCAGGGAAGCGCGGAGGGGGCCCCGGCCCAGCACCUGGCAACGCUUCCCCCUCGCGUGCUCGGUACUGGCUUUUGUGAUACCUAGAGGUUCCACACUUUUCUAUAUUAUCCAGUGUGAUGACCUUUUCACAUUUUCUAGAGCAAAGACAGAGAGCAGUUACCCUUCAUAUUGCAAUAUCUGUGUUUGACUAGGAAUAAUAGUAUUUUUAUGGAACAUUUACAAAAUUAUAUUUUUAAAAAAAAACAAAAAAAACGAACGGUUGUGGGAUCGGUAGGGGGAGGAGAGGAGAGACGGGGCAAUCGCUGUGUGCUGGGACCGAGGUGGCCACGUCCCCAGGUCACCUCGCCGUUCCCCAGGGUCACUGUGAUAAUAACGGGAGGAAAUCGCAACGCCCGGCCACGAGCAGUGGCGCUGUGUCUGCUCCCGGCCUCCCGCCUGGGUCCCGGCCUCGGCCCUGCUGUCACUGUUCCAAAGCUGACCACCUCCCGCCCCCGGCAGGGCCACCCCCAGCAGUGGCAGAGCGCAGGGGCCGGGGCAGUGACCAGGCAGUUCAGAAGGUCCUCACGGGCACCCUCGUUUGGUUCAUGGCAUAAAUUAUUGCUGUCUUUAAAAAAAUUUUAAAUAAAAUGUCUCAAAGCAUC